AGAGCGUGAAAUGCAGUCAGAGACAGAGGGAGGUGGACUCGCAUUUGUCGGCACGAAACAAACUAGCGCACUUUUUCGUUGUUGUCUCCUGCAAGCCGCCAAGACUGCAGGGGAUCAAUGUUCGAUAAGCACUGGCUGCACCGUCGCCGGAACAACAACGUCUGGGCGUCUCACUUCUUUCUUCAUUUUUUUUCUUUUCCUUUUUUCGACGUCCAUGGCGCACAUCACGCAAGGCACCGUUCACGCGGGAUCGAUGGGCUACUAUAGCGACGCAGAGGUCGUCCGCGCCCGUUUGCAAUCAUCCUUCGCAGCGUAUGCAAACACCUAGCUGCCAGCUCGUAGCUUCUCUCGCACAGGGCAGACGCUGCGUAUUAUGUGAUCGCGUCGUCGAACGGAAGUAUUCCCGUGGUCUCGCGUGCCGGUGGUACACUUUACGUGAACUGGGCGCGGAGACGGUUUGGCGCGCUCGCGUUACGACGAGUGGUACGUGACCAAUGAGGCUCGAGACACUCGGUGUGACGUCACCAGCGGGCCCGCGUCGAUACCGAGCCCAGCUUAUUUCUGCGACCGGUGCCGCUCGGGAAUCAAUGGGCGCUGAGAAGCGACGGCUACCAUACGCAGCUGGCGCCGACAGACUCCACUUUGCAUUGGCGUCCCUCGCCGACGGAGCCGAAGUCGCACGAAUCCAAGCCAGCGCCACGCCUCUACGUGGUCAGCCAGUAGCCUACUGACCAUGUAGAGUUCGCCGCAGGGUACUGGACAAGAGGUGAUGCAUCACUUCAGAGAGCGUCUUAAAGAAGAGGAACGGCGCAGGGACGAAGAAAUGCUGCAGAGUUCUGAUUCAUGGAGGAGCGCGCAGCAGAACGGACACACGAUUACGUUCCUCGGUGCCUUAUCUCCGUGGGUUCUCGAACCUUGGCCGCGCUGGGCUGAUCAAGCAUUUCUGUCCCGGUUUCCAAAAGUGCAAGGAUGGCCAAGUUUGGUUCCUUCUUCUACUGGUGGCUGGCAACAUGGUCCCUUCACUGACGCCCUCGCAAGCUAUGAAGCGGGAUAUAAAGGCCAGCAAGGCACCACUUCGGUUGGGCACGACGCCGCUGAAAGGAUGGGACGCUUACCGUUGCUGUUUUUCCAGAUUACGUUCCUCGAUGCCUUAUCUCUGUGGGUUCUCGAACCUUGGCCGCGCUGGGCUGGUCAAGCAUUUCUGUCCCGGUUUCCAAAAGUGCAAGGAUGGCCAAGUUUGGUUCCUUCUUCUACUGGUGGCUGGCAACAUGGUCCCUUCACUGACGCCCUCGCAAGCUAUGAAGCGGGAUAUAAAGGCCAGCAAGGCACCACUUCGGUUGGGCACGACGCCGCUGAAAGGAUGGGACGCUUACCGUUGCUGUUUUUCCAGGAUAACGUGGUCACCCGAGGAGCCACCCGCCUAGGGAUUCGGAGCCCCACUGACGACUUGAUGCUGGACGAGCCCAUCGUGCGACUGGGCAGACGUGGUGUUGCGGCCAGGAUGCGCGCCGACACCGACCCGCUCGGGCUACGCUCGGGCACCGAUCGUGGGCCGGCACGGACGCGUCGUCGAGCGAGCCCUGCUUCGGAAGACCAGGGCCCAACGCUCGAGGAGCUGCUCCAGAAGAAAGCCGAAUCCCGCCGCCAGGAGCGCUUGUCAGAGCAGCGCCAGCUGGAGCUAGCGGACACUCUUUAUCCUUUCGGCAGAAGACCAGAGUCUAGGAUGGCCAUGAUGUCCGGGAGCAGGAGACCCUCGGCUUCUUCGUCCAUUGAAGAGAUCGAGUGCUACAGUCCGUGGGGCAAAGGAGUCGGCAACCCGUCACCCAACCAGAACUUCAAGCGGCGGUCACGUGAGAAGACCAUCGCCGAGGAGACCGACACAACGGAUCAAACAUUCUUUACCGGUGGACGCUCGCCCGCGAGAAUUCCAAGGAGAGCCAGAAGCCGAGGCGUGAGCGACGUCACCCUUCAAGAAGACGGCGACACCGAGGACACCUUUCCGUGGGCGAGAUCCACGGUGCCACCACGCGAGAGGCAGGGCGCCCUGGCUGGCCUGUCCUUCAGCGAGAAGAUGGGUUGGUCUACGUCCGACCACAAUCCAAAGAAAACCAAGGAGGAGAAUCGGGAGUACUUGGAGUCCCUGAAGGACGAGAUGGACCACCGGAGGAACAGGCUUCGGGACGAGAUCCUCCAGGAAGCGAGCUCUAAUCCCAGCGGCCUGGCCACCGCCAUGCACCAUUCCCUGGUUGGCAAGCCUCCGAUAAGCACAGCACUUCGGCGGCGAACAAGGCACCUGCUGUGACCUGACCUUGAGACAGCCAUUGCUUUAGCAACGUUUCAUCGUGUUACAUGCUGAGACCACCGCAGCGCUGUCUUGUUUAAGCACGCAACGUUCGAGAUUUGCUGCCAGUUAGGGUUGCCCCAUUUGCCAAGGCCAAAAAAAAAAACGGCACUGAUAAAAGGAGCGUAAUUUCUUUUUACGUACUACAAUAAAACACAAACAAAACGAAGACAUAAUAAAGUGGUGAUAGCAUAUUACAAUCGUUGCAUGAUUGAAACUUAUGGAAAGGAUGCGUAUAAAGCUUUGUACAUCGUCA
Messenger RNA from Dermacentor andersoni, 2597 nucleotides. RefSeq lists its product as uncharacterized. NCBI's taxonomy places the organism in Eukaryota, Metazoa, Arthropoda, Arachnida, Ixodida, Ixodidae. The record is from RefSeq and is a predicted model, not a curated record.